AUGUUUCUGGAGUCGGAGCUGAGGAACCGCAGUGGCGUCUUUGCAUUCUCCACUCUGGCUGGCGGGUGGAGAGAUGGUGUGAAGAGUGGCUGGUUGCUGCGACACAGUGCUAUAUUGAAGCUCUGGAACAAGAAUUGGUUUGACCUGUGGUCAGAUGACCUGACCUGUUGUGAUGAGCAGACUCGGCAGAGUGUUGAGGAUAAGGUCCACAUGCAAGUGGAAUGCCUCAGCAUCCCCACCGGGCAGGAAUGUCAGGAUAGUCAGCCUCUGGAUGGAAAGUCAAAAGACUGCAUGCUGCAGAUUGUUAGGUGAGAUGGGAAAGCGAUUAGUCUUUGUGUAGAAAACACAGGUGAUUGCUUGGCCUGGAAAUUUACACUCCAAGAUUCCAGGACAAACACAGCCUAUGUGGGCUCCACCGUCAUGAUUCAUGAGACACCCGUGGUUUCCUCCCAUGCUGCUCCAGCCACUGAGGAAUAGGGCCGUGAGCCAUACAGUGGUGUGUGCCUGCCAGGAACUCAAACUGUCUAUGCUGCUAAUGGACAGGCAUAUGCUGUGCCCUGCCAGGACUCCUAUGCAGGACUUGAUGGACAACAGCCUGCUAACCAAGUCAUCAUUCAAGAGUGAUAUCCAGACAAUGACAGUGACCUGGCACUGGGCAUGUUGGUGGGAGUGGCUAUGGUCAUGGCCUUAGGGUCUCUGUUCUGGGUCUUCUAGAGGCUGUAAGAUCUUGAUGUGCAUAGCUUCUGAUAACCCUGUGUGCAAUAAUAUGAUUUGCAGGGCAUUUCUGUUUGUGACAAAUGUUUUUAACAAUAAUUUUAAUCGUUCCUUU
Messenger RNA from Cercocebus atys (sooty mangabey), 829 nucleotides. It is a transcript of the gene PLEKHB2, whose product is annotated as pleckstrin homology domain containing, family B (evectins) member 2. The record is from RefSeq and is a predicted model, not a curated record. Lineage: Eukaryota; Metazoa; Chordata; Mammalia; Primates; Cercopithecidae. Gene Ontology annotation, cellular component: membrane. Gene Ontology annotation, biological process: regulation of cell differentiation.